AUGAAUAUACAACGCUUUUUACCUGUACAGCUUUCUUUAUUAGUAUUAGUGUUACUGUUAUUAUUCGUAAUAAAAGAAUGUGGGUCUAAACGAAGUGGUACCUUUACUGGCGGUCGUGGUAUAUCUGCUAGUCGAUCCAGUGGUUUACGUAAAAAUGGAGGUGGACCAUCUGGUAAUCCACGUAGUAGUAGAUGGGGGAUGUAUGGAGGUGGCAAUUUUGGCAAAACAAGUGGUGGUCGAUGGGGCAGCAGCUCACACAGUACUUCAUGGGGACAACGACGUGGUGGUAGCUUAUUUACGAAAUCAAACAUUGGUUCUUUCGUUGCUGGUGCUGCAGCUGGUUACCUUACUUAUAAGGCCGGGAAAGCACUGAUACGAAGAGCUCACGCCCCAAUGAUGUGGAAUAACCGUCCAUAUUAUUGGGGCUCCAACUAUUAUCGUGGUGAUUAUGGUACUCAUAUGUGUCGUGUGCUUAUCCAAGGAGACGAUCCGCAACUGGGUAAUGUAUACUUUGACGAUGGCAGGAAACCAAAAGAGCUGGUCUGGAGUUGCAACUACGACGAAUAUUGUUGUGGCUAUGAUUGUUGUCGAAAUGAUGGCACGUCAUCCUAUUGGAAUGCCGGGUUCGGCGAUAUCUUUCUAGUUUCUCUCGCUAUUGUGCAUUUCAUUUAA
Brugia malayi is the source of this 672-nucleotide messenger RNA. RefSeq lists its product as uncharacterized. The record is from RefSeq and is a predicted model, not a curated record. NCBI's taxonomy places the organism in Eukaryota, Metazoa, Nematoda, Chromadorea, Rhabditida, Onchocercidae. The transcript has 3 exons. The coding region runs from base 1 to 672 and encodes 223 amino acids.